Porites lobata is the source of this 1240-nucleotide messenger RNA. Lineage: Eukaryota; Metazoa; Cnidaria; Anthozoa; Scleractinia; Poritidae. The record is from the annotation of a GenBank genome assembly.
AUGCAAAUCUUCCUUAAUGAAGGCCAUGACAUCGAGAGCGCUUCCCAGAUGAAGACGGCAAUUGAAUCUUCUGGUGGAAUCCCUGGUGUAGUUGUCACCGUGGCAGAGACUCCUCAGCGGCAAACAGGAAAGAAUUUGACGUGGGACGGUGUUAGCUUCAUAAACAAUGUCGAGUACAACAGCGAAGGAAUGAAGGUAUGGAAGGCAUACAACAUAGGACCUGGUAAAGUGGUUCCCUGGAGCAAAUUUAACGUAUGUGUUGAUGACCAGCCAUCUUUGAUUGCUAAUCAUGAAACAGAACAAAACUUGAAUCCGCAAUUUGUUGCCGUGAAGCCAAGAAAAACUGCAGAUCCUUCCAAAGCAAUCGCAGCUGAGGUUGAGGAAGAUGAUGGAGGCUCAAGUGGACCUGAUGACGAUUCAGGUUCUAAGUUAUUUUCAUGUCCAGAAGAAGGGUGCACAAUGUCCUUUCAAAGGUAUUCCAGUUUAGAACAACACAUUCAGUGUGGUAAGCAUAAAAGGGCAUUGGAGCAUGAAACGCUUCUCGACAGAGCAAUGUUAACGUAUACCUUUGCUCUUGAAAAGCCUGGGGUAUCAAAACAUUGUAAUACCGGCCAAAGAGGGUUUUGUGACAAGAGAACACAGUUCAGAUGCUCCGGGUUUCUCGUCAUACAUGGGGUGGGCUCUUAAAAGUUCCUUCUCCCGGAGUACUAGAUUUAAUUCCAGUCAGAAGGAUUACCUUAUAAAGAAAUUUGAAAUAGGAGAAAAAACCGGAAGGAAACUCGAUCCUGGAACUGUUGCUAAAGAUAUGAGAGCUGCUAAAGAUCCUAACGGCAAGCGUUUGUUCAAUUGCAAUGAAUUCCUAACCAGUCAACAAAUCCAGAGCUUCUUUUCAAGAUUAGCAUCUAAACGAACUGUUGAUGUCAUAACUGAAGAGGAUAAAGAAGAAGAAUGCAGCGCUCACCAGGAGGAAGUGCUGAGCAGAUUGAGAAAUGAGGUAUCUGGUGUAGUAACCAUGCCGCAUCCAAUCAUGUUUGAUACAUAUGAUAUCUGUGAACUGGCCUCUAGAGGCAAACUCAAAAGUACCUUUUCUGUAUCGGUUUUGCGCGAUAUCUGCCUCGCUCUUGGUAUAGACGUCUCCCAAAUCAUGGUGAAACGAAAGCAGCCAUACAUCGAUGCCCUUCUGGAACUAGUAAGCACAUGCACCUGCUCGAGUGGACAGGUCAAUCCAACUAUGAAAUAA